Closterium sp. Naga37s-1 is the source of this 1815-nucleotide messenger RNA. NCBI's taxonomy places the organism in Eukaryota, Viridiplantae, Streptophyta, Zygnematophyceae, Desmidiales, Closteriaceae. The record is from the annotation of a GenBank genome assembly.
AUGAGCGACGCCGUGUUGUUUCCGUGGCGCGCGGGGAGCUUCCGCGUGUCACCCACCGAGCGCGCGACGCCCGCCGGCGGGAAGGGGGACGGCGCCCCAGCGGAGCUUUUCUCGUCCCCGCGUGAGCCCCGCGCAGCACAGGGGGGCGCAGCGAGUGCGGGCGAGUUUUCUAGCGCGGACGGCGGCGGAAGCGUGAGUGGCGCGGGUUUAGCGUGGGGAGCGGGGGGCGGAGCUGAGGGAUUCGCUGCAGCGCAGGAGGCUAGGGCUUCAGGGCAUGAACAGUUUGACGAUUCCGGAAUGCCACAGUGGAGAGGGGUGGCGAAGGUAGAGGCGAAGGUAGAGGCGACGGUAGCAACAGCAGCUGCUAGAGGUUUUGGGGCCCUUCAAAGGCUUCAGGAGAUUCAGGAGAUGAAGGGGAUUCGAGAGGGGUUUGCGGGGUUUGGAGGUGGUGGUGGUUCUUUUGAAGGGCGUGCCGCAGUAGCAACUCAAGAACCGACGUCCCCUGCUGUUCAAUUCGUUGCUGCAGGGGUCGCAGCUGCUGCUGCCGCUGCUGCCGCUGACGCUGCUGCUGCUGCUGCUGCUGCUGAUGCCACUGCUAUUGCCAGCGCUGAUCCCGUACCUCUUUCUGCAGCAGGCUCGGACUCACUUGGUUCGGCAGAGGUCCGGUCACCCCCCGGCCUCGCCCAACAGCGGUUGUUCAGCCUUGGGGGCCCUUCCUUGUCCCCGCUGCUAGACUCGACUGCCUGGCCACACGCAGGUGCGGCGGAGAACCGACCCUGGAUCCGAGGCUCGGGGCCGCACGAGUGCAAGGUUUGCCACAUGCGGUUUCCGACCCUGCAUGCACUGGGCGGGCACCAAAACGGGCACAGGGAAUUACGGCUGCAGCGACAGAAGGAAAAGGCGGCAAAAGCAGCGGCCGCUGCUGCUGGUGCUGGUACUGCUGGUGGGAAGGGAGGUGGGGAGAGGAAGAGCAGGGCAAGGAAGCAGCGGAGCGACAGUGUUGCUGCUGUAGCACCAAGGCAGGGAGACGGUAAAGCCACAAUGACCGCUGACUCAACACAGAAGUCACCUGGGAAGCAGCAGGGCAGCAGAGGCGUUGCUGCUGCUGCUGCUGCUGCUGCUGCUCCUGUAUUGGCGAGGCAGGAUAAGUCUGCAUCCGUAUCACAGAAGGAAGCAGAGGGAGGGGGAAGGGGUGGAGGAGGAGGAUCAAGAAAACAGCAAGACACGGGAGGGCAGCAAGACGCAGCAGGCCAGCAAGAUCAAAUGAGAGAUCCACCUGAGAACCAAGACUCUCUGCUCAGGCAUGACACCACCCCGCGGAAGCAAGGCACGCGGCAAAAGAAAGGCACGCCGCAGGAGCAAGAGGUUUCUCGGAGGGAGCGAGAAACGUUCAAGAGCAGGGAGGGAAUGGAGGGAAGGGAGGAGGAGGGUGUGCGUACGGAUGCUGGUAGUGUUGGUGCUGGUGCUGGUGGUGCUGGUGCUGGUGGUGCUGGUGCUGGCGGUGGUGACAGUGGUGGUGGCAGUGUUAGCAAGGGAAGGACCGCCGCCAGUGUCACUGUUCAAUGCGAUGUUGGCACUGCAGGCCCUGCUGCCGUACCAUGGGCGGCACAGUCACACACGUUACCAUCACGCAUGUUACGAGGAGGCAGCAGCAUGGGCACAGCGUCCCUCCCUUUCACUGUCAUUCCACAGCCGGUUACCGUUACAAUGGGCGAGCAGCAGCAGGACGAGGAGGAGGAGGGGGAGGAGGAGGAGGAGGAGGAGGAGGAGGAGGAGGAGGAGGAGGAGGAGGAGGAGGAGGAGGAGGAGGAGUAG